AUGUCGGCAACAACAACAACGCCAACAGCAUCGUCACUUGAGCUGAAGGUUGAGCCUUCGCCCGUUACCGAGCCAUCUUCAAGUGCAGUCGGCGCUGUCGCCACAGGUGGCUAUCCGUUCGCUGACAUCCCGGUGAUCAAGGACUUGUACAAAAAGCGGCAGUGGCAGCUGGAGCACAUGGCAGGGGCAUUUCGCGUCUUUGCGCGCAAAGGCUUCACCGAGGGCACGAGCGGACACAUCUCUGUGCGUGACCCCGUCUACCCCGACACCUUCUGGAUCAACCCAAUGGGCAAGCACUGUGGCAUGCUCAAGGCCAGCGUCAUGGUACACAUUGACGAGAACGGGCAGGUCAUCGGAGGCAACAAGGUCGCCCUCAACACCGCCGGCUUCGUUAUUCACAGCGCCAUCCACCACGCCCGGCCGGACAUCCACGCCGCAUGCCACAUACACUCGCCGGCCGGCAAGGCGUGGUCGGCGUUUGGUAGGCCAGUUGAAAUCAUCAACCAAGACUCAUGCAACUUUUACGGCACGCAGGCCGUAUUUCGCGACUUUGGCGGUGUGGUUCUGGGUGACGAGGAGGCCAGAAGGAUAGCGCAGGCGUUGGCCGACAAGAACCGGGUCGUCUUUCUACAGAACCACGGCCUAUUGACUACUGGAGGCACCGCCGAUGAAGCUGCUUACCUAUUCACGUGUCUUGAGAGGACAUGUGAGGUGCAGCUCAUGGUCGAGGCUGUGGGGUUGCCCAAGAACCUCAUCUCGGAUAAGGCGGCUGCCUUUACUGCCAGCGUCAACGCGGACCCGGAAACUCUAUAUACGGGAUUCCAGCCAGAUUUAGAGAUUGAGAUCUGGAAGUCAAAGGGCGACCUGUGCAAGGGAGAUUAG
This is a messenger RNA of Pyricularia grisea, 882 nucleotides long. RefSeq lists its product as uncharacterized. Bases 1 to 882 code for a protein of 293 amino acids. Gene Ontology annotation, molecular function: actin filament binding. Gene Ontology annotation, cellular component: cytoskeleton. The record is from RefSeq and is a predicted model, not a curated record. The transcript has 2 exons. NCBI's taxonomy places the organism in Eukaryota, Fungi, Ascomycota, Sordariomycetes, Magnaporthales, Pyriculariaceae.